CCACACACACACUCCAACUCAGUGGCAACAGCAUCUCCCCUGUUCCGCCCGCCCGCUCGCUCGCCUCUGUUUCUUUUCUUUCUUUCCACAGCGGCUCUGCUCCGCUCCUCACCUCCCUCGAUCGCACAUACCAUAUUUGGCCAUGGUGGUUCUCGCCGGCUCGCCCGCCGUCGAUCACAUCCCGCUCCUCAGGUCGCCCGACCCCGGGGACAACUUCUCCGGCAUGCCGGUCGUCGACCUCUCCAGCCCUGGCGCGCCGCGGGCCAUCGCCGACGCGUGCGAGCGCUUCGGCUUCUUCAAGCUCGUCAACCACGGGGUGCCCGCGGACACGAUGGACAGGCUCGAGUCGGAGGCCGUCAGGUUCUUCUCGCUGCCGCAGGCCGACAAGGACCGCUCCGGCCCGGCCUACCCGUUCGGCUACGGCAGCAAGCGCAUCGGGCUCAAUGGCGACAUGGGGUGGCUCGAGUACCUGCUCCUCGCCGUCGACGCCGCGUCGCUCUCCGCCGCCUGCGCCGUCCCGUCCUGCGCGCUCUUCCGGGCGGCGCUGAACGAGUACAUCGCGGCGGUGCGGAAGGUGGCGGUGCGGGUGAUGGAGGCGAUGGCGGAGGGGCUGGGCAUUGCGCCCGUCGACGCGCUGAGCGCGAUGGUGACGGCGGAGGGCAGCGACCAGGUGUUCCGGGUGAACCACUAUCCGCCGUGCCACGCGCUGCAGGGGCUGGGCUGCAGCGCCACCGGCUUCGGCGAGCACACGGACCCGCAGCUCAUCUCGGUGCUGCGCUCCAACGGCACGUCCGGCCUGCAGAUCGCGCUCCAGAACGGGCAGUGGGUGUCCGUGCCCUCGGACCGCGACGCCUUCUUCGUCAACGUCGGCGACUCGUUGCAGGUGCUGACGAACGGGAGGUUCAAGAGCGUGAAGCACAGGGUGGUGGCCAACAGCCUAAAGUCUAGGGUUUCCAUGAUCUACUUUGGAGGGCCAGCGAUGACACAGAGGAUUGCACCAUUGCCGCAGCUGCUGGGCGCGGGCGAGCAGAGCCUGUACAAGGACUUCACAUGGGGCGAGUACAAGAAGGCUGCCUACAACUCCAGGCUCGGGGACAACAGGCUGGCUCACUUCCACAGGUAGCCUCGCCUGCCGCCUGGGCCCGCUCAACGAGCAGCUUUUACCAACCCAGCCAGCUACCUAGCUUAGCUAGCUCUGCCGUGGCUUGUAGUAUUUCCCACACGAUCGAUGAAGAUGAAGAGGGCGGAAGCUACUACUGUACUAGAAAAGAAAAAGAAACAGGGCUAAAAGAAGAUGAUUUCAAGAUUCACAUGCAGCAGUAGAGCUGCGGAGGUAGCUAGUAAGUAGUAGAUCCUUUGUGACGUGUGUGUUCAUAGUUGCUAAAACCCGCCUUUCCUCUUCGGGAAUGCCGGACGAACGAUGAACAGAUAAGUUGACUUGAUGAA
Triticum urartu is the source of this 1446-nucleotide messenger RNA. Its product is annotated as gibberellin 2-beta-dioxygenase 3. NCBI's taxonomy places the organism in Eukaryota, Viridiplantae, Streptophyta, Magnoliopsida, Poales, Poaceae. The record is from RefSeq and is a predicted model, not a curated record.